Molecule: messenger RNA, 1540 nt
Organism: Paramecium octaurelia
Lineage: Eukaryota; Ciliophora; Oligohymenophorea; Peniculida; Parameciidae
Source: the annotation of a GenBank genome assembly
AUGAUAGCUUAAAAGAUAGAGGGACAUUUCUCGAGAACAGUCCAAGCAUAAAAUUAUUCACAAAAUAAUCUGCAAUUAAUUGAAUAAGUAUCAUCAUCAACUUAUCUGUGUAUAGUCUGAAACAUUUUGUUAAGUCAAUGGACAGGCUUCUGAGUUAUGCUAAAUCAACAAAUAAACUAACAAUAGUAUGCUUAAGAAGCAAACUCAACAAUAUGAGACUUAAAUUUAAGGUCCCAAAGAGACUUGCCAAACAGGGCAUGAAGCUUAAAGUGAUUCAUAAGUAUUUCAUUUGAGUUAAUCUCAUAUAGACUGUUACACCAUUAGCCGUUCCAGAAGCUUAAGACCUUGAAGAAGUUCCGAGCCUUGAAGAUAAUCUCAUCCCAGUUUAAAAUACUAAAAAGUGUUGUCUUUCAAAUAAUUUCUUCAGUAAAUAGAGGGCGAUCAGAAGAAAACUCAUUCGCAAACGAUUUAAGUCUUAUAAAUAAUCAACCAUUGCCAUGGACAGUAAUAAUUCUUUGCCAACUGCUUUGGAUUUGCAAUUAGAAGGGGAAGGAGCAGAACAGAGUGGAACAAAUAAUAAAUAAUAGUAAAAUAAUCAAAAACCAAUUCAUGAAUCUAAGGAAGAAUCAAAAGAUGUAGAAACAAUGAAAUAAAUUCGAAUUGAAGAUUUUAAUUAAUCAAAAAAUAGAAAAAUUUAUUAUACUGAUAAAUUAAUUAACUUAAUUAAAGGAGAGUAAGUUGAUACAUUUAUGGCAUAAAUGUACAUUAAUCAUUUUAUUCAAACCUAUGAAAUUCUCCAAAAAUCAAAAAUGUUAAAUUAACCUGAAACUUAUUAAAUUUUACCUAAAAUCAAAUCACAAACAAGUAUAUAUUUAGUGUUAUCAUUAAGUUCGCUAAAAAACAUUGGUUAUAGAUCUAGAUGAAACCUUAGUACAUUGCAAUGAAUCAUGUCUAAUGCCCAAAGAUCUAGAGAUAAACAUUAAUUUAAACAAUGGAUUUAUUGUCAAAGUAAUGAAUUCAAUGAUAUUCCAAACUAGGCUGAAAUUAGUGUUCGACCUCACACUCAACAAUUUCUAUAGAAUAUGGCCAAGCACUUUGAAAUCAUGAUCUACACAGCUUCAAACGAAGACUAUGCGAAUUAGAUAAUAGAUUAUUUGGAUCCAACAAAAGAACUAGUGAAAUAUCGUUUCUAUAGAAAUGAUUGCAUAAACCUUUCGAAAGGGUGCCAUAUCAAAGACUUAAGAUCCUUAAAUAGAAAUUUAGAGGAUAUAAUUUUAAUUGAUAACUCAGCUUAUUCAUUUGCCUAUUAAUUGAGCAAUGGAAUACCAAUCAUUCCAUAUCUAGAUAAUAAAAAAGACAAUGUAAUAUUGUAUUGUUUAUAUUUUUAAAGGAAUUAAUAGAAUUGGAAAGCUACUUGAUGGAAUUGCUAAAGGUUGAUGACAUAAGAAUAGAGAAUGAAAGGAAUUUCCAAUUUAAACAGAUAUAAAAUAGUAGCUCAAUAUAGCAAGCGGUUUAUCACUUGAUUUGUAAUAGAAAGUGA